AGCGCAUGCGCCUUGGGAAGGAGCGUGUAGCCCUGACGGCUCUGGGCGGGUCUGGGCUGCUCCAGUGUUUUGGGGCCCAGGAGCUGUGGGAGGAGCCGGCGGCCUCACCGUGGUAACCGCAGCGCCGCCGCCGCCCCGCCUUGCAGGCCUCCGGACUGUCACCGCCUUGGCUUUGAGGGGACUUUGGCCAGGUCCCCGGAAGUAGUCCCCCCAGACUCUCAGGCACCCCCAUCCUCCCCACGCCGCUGCCGCCGCCGCCAUGCAAGGCGAGGACGCCAGAUACCUCAAAAGGAAAGUUAAAGGGGGGAAUAUUGAUGUACAUCCAUCGGAAAAAGCUCUCAUUGUUCAGUAUGAAGUGGAAGCUACCAUUCUUGGAGAAAUGGGGGAUCCCAUGUUGGGAGAACGAAAGGAAUGCCAAAAAAUCAUUCGUCUGAAGAGUCUCAAUGCUAACACAGACAUAACCUCUCUGGCCCGGAAGGUGAUUGAAGAAUGUAAACUCAUUCAUCCUUCAAAGCUAAAUGAGGUAGAACAGCUUUUGUACUAUCUACAAAACCGCCGUGAUUCAUUGUCAGGAAAAGAAAAAAAAGAAAAAUCAAGCAAGCCUAAAGAUCCACCUCCUUUUGAAGGGAUGGAGAUUGACGAGGUGGCCAACAUCAAUGACAUGGACGAGUACAUUGAGCUGUUGUAUGAAGAUAUUCCAGACAAGGUUCGGGGUUCUGCCUUGAUCCUGCAGCUGGCUCGAAAUCCCGAUAACUUGGAAGAGCUACUGCUAAACGAAACUGCCCUGGGUGCACUAGCGAGAGUCCUGAGAGAAGACUGGAAACAAAGUGUUGAGUUAGCUACAAACAUCAUUUAUAUCUUCUUUUGCUUUUCUAGCUUUUCUCAUUUUCAUGGACUCAUCACUCAUUAUAAAAUCGGAGCACUGUGUAUGAAUAUCAUUGAUCAUGAGUUAAAAAGACAUGAGCUUUGGCAAGAAGAACUUUCUAAGAAGAAGAAAGCUGUUGAUGAAGACCUUGAAAAUCAAACCUUGAGAAAGGAUUAUGACAAAACCUUUAAAAAGUACCAGGGACUUGUGGUAAAACAAGAACAGCUGUUGAGAGUUGCUCUCUAUUUGCUUCUGAAUCUUGCUGAGGACACCCGUACAGAACUGAAGAUGAGGAACAAGAAUAUAGUUCACAUGUUGGUGAAGGCUCUUGAUCGCGACAAUUUUGAGCUACUCAUUCUCGUUGUGUCAUUCUUGAAGAAACUCAGCAUUUUUAUGGAGAAUAAAAAUGACAUGGUAGAAAUGGAUAUUGUUGAAAAGCUGGUAAAAAUGAUACCCUGUGAACAUGAAGAUCUCUUGAAUAUCACCCUCCGGCUUUUAUUAAACCUCUCAUUUGACACAGGCCUGAGGAACAAGAUGGUACAAGUUGGGCUCCUCCCAAAGCUCACCGCACUCCUUGGGAAUGAAAACUACAAACAAAUAGCAAUGUGUGUGCUUUAUCAUAUAAGUAUGGAUGACCGCUUUAAAUCAAUGUUUGCAUAUACUGACUGCAUACCACAGUUAAUGAAGAUGCUCUUUGAAUGUUCAGAUGAACGAAUUGACUUAGAGUUGAUUUCUUUUUGCAUUAAUCUUGCUGCUAACAAGAGAAACGUUCAGCUCAUCUGUGAAGGAAAUGGGCUGAAGAUGCUCAUGAAAAGAGCUCUGAAGCUCAAGGAUCCACUGCUGAUGAAGAUGAUCAGAAACAUCUCCCAGCACGAUGGACCCACUAAGAAUUUGUUCAUUGAUUAUGUUGGGGACCUCGCAGCCCAGAUCUCCAGUGAUGAAGAGGAGGAGUUCGUAAUUGAGUGUUUGGGAACUCUGGCAAAUCUGACAAUCCCAGAUCUAGACUGGGAGCUAGUUCUGAAGGAGUACAAGCUGGUUCCGUUCCUCAAAGAUAAGCUAAAGCCAGGUGCUGCGGAGGACGACCUUGUUCUGGAAGUGGUGAUAAUGAUCGGGACCGUAUCUAUGGACGACUCUUGUGCUGCACUGCUAGCUAAGUCCGGGGUGAUCCCAGCACUCAUUGAACUGCUGAACGCUCAGCAAGAAGAUGAUGAAUUUGUGUGUCAGAUAAUUUAUGUCUUCUACCAGAUGGUUUUCCAUCAGGCCACAAGAGAUGUCAUAAUCAAGGAAACACAAGCUCCAGCAUAUCUCAUAGACCUGAUGCAUGAUAAAAACAAUGAAAUCCGGAAAGUCUGUGAUAACACAUUAGAUAUUAUCGCAGAAUAUGAUGAAGAAUGGGCAAAGAAAAUUCAGAGUGAGAAGUUUCGCUGGCAUAACUCUCAGUGGUUGGAGAUGGUAGAGAGUCGUCAAAUGGAUGAGAGCGAGCAGUACUUGUAUGGUGAUGAUCGGAUUGAGCCAUACAUCCAUGAAGGGGACAUUCUUGAACGACCUGACCUUUUCUAUAGCCCAGAUGGAUUGAUUGCCUCUGAAGGAGCUAUAAGUCCAGAUUUCUUCAAUGAUUUUCACCUCCAGAACGGAGAUGUGGUUGGGCAGCACUCAUUUCCAGGCAGCACUUUUCACCCAAGGAUUUCAAAGUGCUUUACAAAUGUGCACUAACUAAGCCUCACUGACAGCCCGAGCCUUGGAAUGGAUGGCUUUGGCCAACCAGUGGGAAUCCUUGGACGUCCUGCUACCGCAUAUGGAUUCCGCCCUGACGAACCUUACUACUACAGCUUUGGGUCUCGAUAAAGUCAGCCCUCCCAUAUGUGCGCUCAGCUUAUGAGACAUCUGUACACUGUGGGUUAACUUUGAAUCUUGACUUAAUAAUGCAUGUUGUACUCCUGUGGGGCUGUGUUGCUUUUUUCUCCACGCUGUUAUCUUCAGGUUAACUCUAACUCUCAUGUCUUCUGUUAAACGCAAUUGAUGCUCCAGUGGUCACUUGUCCAGCCACCUCUUGAGGUGAAUAAUGUUUACCGUGAGAUUGUUGCAGAACUACUAGCCUGGAAAAAUACACACUACAUUAUGUACAUUAAGUGACUAAUUUCGGUUAAAAAGUGGUAUACAUGCAAAGAAAUGAGCCAAAGGCAUGUUUUCAUAUUUACUAUGUUUCAUAGGAACCACUCAUGUACAUGGGAUACACAUACUUUUUUUUUUUUUUGCUUUAUCUUUCUACUUAUAAACUCCUUAAUAUUUCGUGUGAGUUGUGCUACCUUUAAAUUUUAAAUGAACCUCAGCUUUUAUUCCAUGCUAUGUCUGGAAGCUUCUUUCACAAAGUUACUAACUAUCUGAGUUUUUUAACUGAGAGAGAGCAUAUGCUGUAAGUGAUGCUAUCCACUAGUAUCCUCUACUGUAAGUCGGCUUCAUGCCCUAGUAACUGUAGCAGAAUCCCGGGACAACCUCCGGAAACGGAGCAGGGGCAACACUGGGCUUCUAAACCUCGCUUUCCUGAAAUGUACAGUAUCAACUGUGAACAAGCUAAUUAUUUUUUGCCUUACCUAAGAAAAUUAAGGAAAGAACUCUUUCUCUCUUUGUUCACUUAAGAUAGAAGUAGGUAGUGGGAACUGGAGAGUAGCAUAGUGAUUAAUAAUGAGUUUUGAAAAUAAUUCAUUGAUUUUAAAAUAUUAAAAAUUUUACUUGAGAAACCAAGCAAGUGAAAUAAAUAUAAGCAUAGAUUGUUUUUUUUUUUUUUUUUUUGAUCGCCUCCUGCUGAAGGAAACACAAGGCUUCCGAACAACACAGAUAAAAGGUAAGCUUCUGCCUUUAAGUUAGAAUCCGUGACCCAACUAUACUAUUUCCAUAAUCCACAUGCCUAGCACAAAGCGCUAGAGCUCAGAAGGCCCUUGGGACACUUCAGUCCAUCUGCUCAAGAAACCAAACACUUAAAAUUGUAAAUAUAACCAACAGAUAUGUUCUUACCUGAUACAUAUAAGGUAGUGUAUGAUCUGGGAAGUUGUUUAUGUUUGUGAAUUCACAACCUAAUUGAUCGUUCUGAAAGCAUGCAAUUAUUGUCUUUGUUUCCCUUUUAUCCACAAACUAUUAAAGUCAGAAAGGUUUGAAUCAGUACUGUCCAACUCUUAUUUUUACAAUUAAAAAAAAAAUCUGAGGUGAGAGCCAGUGAGAUAGCUAGGUAAGUAAAGUCACUUGCUGUCAAGCCUGAAGAUCUGGGUUCAAGUACCAGAACCCACAUGGUUGAAGGAGAGAGCCAAAUCCUGGAAGUCUGCCCUCUGACCUUCACCUACAGGCUAUGGUAAAUAUUGUAAAACACAAUAUAUGUAAAAUAUAUAUUUCUUUUUAAAAAUGAGAUGAGAUACAGAAUUACUUCCCCACAUUUCUAUAGUUAGUAAAUUAUAUCACCUCUUUUUGUUUUUAAUACAGCACUCCUUGUACAAAUGCUUUCCUAUUGUCUAUCAUGUACCCUGAGUCUAAGUAUAUCUAGGUGACAUUAAUAGAAAAAUAGUGACGUUUACACACUGACUUAGAAGAACAUUCCUGAUAAUUCAUAACGUUUCUAAAUAUCUUAUAUAUUUAUAUUGUUUUAGGACUUCACAGACUUAGAAUUUGUAAUCUUUCUACUCAGGCAUGGGCAGUUUAGCAUCCCUUGGUUAUGAAAGUUUGCCCAUGAGAUUAAUAAUGAAGAAUAUCUAAAUUCUUGUGUAUGUCAGAGCACAAAAAGGGUCAGCACUCAGCACUUCUAGAAAUGCCAUUCAUAAUGUAAGUCAUAUCUUGCCCUCACUAGAUUUUGAUUACAAGUUACAGGCACACUUAAUUUAAUGACAUAUACUAGAAAUUUUCUUAGGGUAUAAAAAUUAAAAUUUCCACAAGCAUCUUUUAAAAAGGAACUGGAGCUAUAGCUGAGUGGCUCAGCACUCUCUUAGCAUGUAUGCAACCUGGGUUGUAUCUGUAACACCUCAAAUAAAAUUAUUAAAUUUUAAAUUAGCCUGGGGAAAAAAAAAACAUAAAAUACUUCAAAGAACAAACUGCCUUCAGUCUUAAUAAGUGGCUAACAAGAACAGGGUCUGAACUAUAGACUUGCUUGUUUUUCUUGCGGGAUGGAUGAAUUCAGAACUCAAAAAUAAUUCUGGUGCAGUUGAAGGCCUCUCUGAUGAUGACUGGAUAAGGCAUUGCUCUGUUCUGACUGGUCCCAUUCACUUUCCAUAACAAAAGUAUCACACUUCAAAUAAUGAAAAGUUAGCCAGAGGCUAAAUGGACCCUAGGUCUGAAAUCCUGUGAUCAUGAUGUGCAGUUCUGUUACUGUUGUCAACAUCAUCAUCACUAAUCACUAUUACACUGAAAUAAGAAUUCAUACUGUAGUCCGGGAUAGCCUGGAAUUUACUAAGUAACAAGAGCGUUUCCCACACAGAGAUCCUCUAGCCUCAACUUCUCGAGUGCUGUGAUUGUAGGUGUGAGCCAGUAAUCCUGGCUUCAGUGGAUUCUUAAACCAGUUUUGUUCCUGGGGGAGGGUAGAAAGUGGAGAUUGUAUAAUGUUCCAAACCAGCUGCUUGUAUAAAACAUGUCAGUUUCCUAGGACUGCAGUAAAUGUUCACUAAACAACUGGCUGGUGUCAGACAUUAGAACUAGGUUUUGUGGAAGCCACGUCUGUGGAAACUAACAGUCCAGAAUCUCAGUACCAGCAGUGCCAUGUUUUCUGUGACAUUUGUAAGGUUUCUAGCUUCUGGUGUUUGCUGACAGGCACUGGCACCCCCUGUCUCAUAGAUGUAGCCUCCUACACCACGGCUGGCUUCUGCUUCUGUGUCUUUAUGCCUUUUUCUCCCUGCAUGUUUCUGUAUCCAGUUGUCUCACACCAGGACAGCAAUCAUUGCAUUAGGCCCACUCUAAUAACCUCAUUAACUUGAUUACCUUUGUAAAGACUAUUUCCAAAUAAGAUCACCUUUGGAGGUAUUCCUGUCUAAGACUGCAACAUAUAUUUGGGAAACAUAGUUCAACCUACAACAACAUGUAUAUGUGUAGUAUGGAGAUAAACUUACCCAUUAUUCCAAGGACUCUAAGAUAGUAGAAAGUAGAAAGCACAAAUUGUUUUUCUGGUUUUCCAAGAGACAUAGAACAAAAGGACAAAGUUGGGUGGAUGGGGAAGAAAGGUGGAUCUUUUGCGGGGAGGGGUGGUCAACAUGAUCAAAAUACACUGAGAUUCUCAAAGAACUAAAAAAUUUUGAAGACAUAUACAGAGGACAAAAUAAAGAGAAUUUUCUUAUCAGAAACUAUGAAAAAGAAUAAACUGUCAACCUAGAAUUUUA
Molecule: messenger RNA, 6213 nt
Organism: Meriones unguiculatus (Mongolian gerbil)
Lineage: Eukaryota; Metazoa; Chordata; Mammalia; Rodentia; Muridae
Gene: Kifap3
Product: kinesin associated protein 3
Exons: 21
Coding region: 260-2578 (772 amino acids)
Biological process (GO): cilium organization; microtubule-based movement
Cellular component (GO): ciliary transition zone; axoneme; kinesin II complex
Molecular function (GO): kinesin binding
Source: RefSeq, a predicted model, not a curated record